This is a messenger RNA of Papaver somniferum (opium poppy), 1881 nucleotides long. Its product is annotated as mitochondrial inner membrane protease subunit 1-like. The coding region runs from base 740 to 1255 and encodes 171 amino acids. The transcript is spliced from 8 exons. Gene Ontology annotation, molecular function: serine-type endopeptidase activity; RNA binding. Lineage: Eukaryota; Viridiplantae; Streptophyta; Magnoliopsida; Ranunculales; Papaveraceae. The record is from RefSeq and is a predicted model, not a curated record. Gene Ontology annotation, cellular component: membrane; mitochondrial inner membrane peptidase complex.
UCUUCAUUUUCCUCUCUUAUCUUCGUCUCUAACCUUUUCUUCCGCCUCCCUUGCAAAAGAAAACCCAAACUCACCACAGAAUCUAUUUCUCGAUCACUCUCUUAUGUAAAAAAACUUACGGAAGUUGUAGAUCGGUUCUUUUCAAAUUGCAAUGGCUAUGGCUUCUUUGAAACUCAUUUUCUCUUCUUCUUAUUCUCUCUUCUUCUUUCUUCUUUUUCGUUCUUCUUCUCUGCUCUUAUUCAGUUGAAAAUCCAGAGGUGAAAUUGAGGUAUGGCUUGAGGAAAAUUAAAUCGUGAGGAUGUAUAAAAUAAGAAGGAAUUGGUGUUUCUGCCAAUUAUGAAGAAGAAGAUUGAGUCCUGUUAUGAAUCGAGAACUAGGGUUUUCUUUGUGAAUCGUUAAUCGAGUUAGAAAUUGAGAAAUUAAAGAUGGGUUUGGUGAAUAGAUAUUAGGGUUCUUGGAUGUAAUUGAAUCAAGUGAAUGACAUUGAAAUUAAGGUUUUAGGGGAAGGAUUAGAGAUGUGUAUGUUUGAUUUGAAAUUUUUAUUGAUGUUGUGAAGCUGUAAAUAAAUUGAAGAAGGUGAUGUUGAAGUUGAAUCGAAUUACAGGCCGUGGUGGUGGUGGUAGAGGCAGAGGAGGAGGUCGUGGUGGUGGUGGAAUGAAAGCUUGUUGCUGCUAUACUUGGCGGUGUUGACAAUAUUUGGAUUGUACCUGGAGCUAGAGUUUUGUAUCUUGGGGAUGCUAUGGGGACAGAAAUCAUCAUCAGAGCUACUAGAACCCAAAAUGUUCUUGGUGAGAAGGAAAGGAGGAUUAGAGUACUGACUUCUGUAGUACAGAAGAGGUUUAAGUUCCCUGAGAACACCUACAUCUGCAGUCCUCUUCUUGGGCAUGGUCCUAGUAUGCUACCAACUCUGAAUCUAACAGGCGAUUGGAUAUUGUCGGAAAAGGUAUUGAAUCUUUCAGGGAAGGUGCAUAAUGGAGAUAUAGUGACUGCACGCUCACCUGAAAAUCCAAAAAAGUUUGUUGUUAAGCGAAUUAUGGGUAUGGAAGGAGAUACUGUAACUUACAUUGUCGACCCCAAGAAUUCGGAGAAAUGUCGAACUAUUACGGUGCCAAAAGGACAUGUUUGGAUCCAGGAAGAUAACAUAUAUUCCUCAAAUGAUUCGCGCCGUUUUGGUUCUAUCCCGUAUGGUCUUAUUGAAGAUUUGGCCAGUUCAUGGAUUUGGAUCACUGGGACAAGAACUCUAGUAUCGAUUUGAUAAGAUAGCCUGAUACAGUUGCAGGAGAUAUUUUCGUGGUGUUGCAAACUUGCAACAGAAGGAGCAGCCUAAGUUCAAACAGAAGUUUGAUGAUCUCUUUGCAUAAUAUUCACUGAGCUUGACUGAGGCUCUAUGUGGCUUCCAGUUUUCCAUAACCCAUCCCAAUGGCAGGCAGCUUCUGAACAAAUCCAAUCCUAGCGAAAUCAUCAAGCCAGCACCGCUAGUGCAUGGAUUUUCACAAAAUCUCAAGGAUGUGGUGCAUCAGGAACAAGUAACAACUUCUAUAAUGGAAAGAUUAUUGGUGCACAACAUUUUGCAGCAGCUGCUGUUGCUUAGAUGGUUUUUUCCGUAAACUACGCAUCUCCUCUUGAUGGUGAUGGGCCCAAAAGGUUUGUGUUUGCCUGGGAUUCUCAUCACUGAUACCAGAAAUUCAAUGGAUGUUCUCAUAGACAUCUUAAUCUUCAUAAUCUUUUUAGAGUGUGUUUUGGAAACUCCACUUUUGUAACAAACAUCUAUACAUCACUGCCAUUUUUUGAAUGUAUGUGUUUAAGACUGGCAGGCUAACUUGAAUGAAUGUAAAUGUGUUACACUAGCAGCUUAAUGUGAAUGUAAAUUACUUUCGGCAA